This is a messenger RNA of Vicia villosa (hairy vetch), 156 nucleotides long. Its product is annotated as DNA-binding protein S1FA3-like. NCBI's taxonomy places the organism in Eukaryota, Viridiplantae, Streptophyta, Magnoliopsida, Fabales, Fabaceae. Gene Ontology annotation, molecular function: DNA binding. Gene Ontology annotation, biological process: regulation of DNA-templated transcription. The transcript has a single exon. The record is from RefSeq and is a predicted model, not a curated record. The annotation marks the transcript as partial. Gene Ontology annotation, cellular component: nucleus.
AAUGUUCAGAAUGCUGGAUCUCAAGGGUUCAACCCAGGCUUAAUAGUUCUACUUGUUGUUGGAGGGUUGCUAUUAACAUUCCUCAUUGGAAACUUUGUCCUCUACUCUUAUGCACAGAAGACUAUUCCUCCUAGGAAAAAGAAGCCAGUCUCCUAG